ACCUAAGCUUCAUGAGUUGACACCAAACAUCAAAUCCAAUCUGUCAAAACCCUAUUGUGUAUCAGAAAAAUGAUGCCACAAUCUUCAUAUAUUUAUAUGUAUAAACAGAAGCAUUAUUCAUUUCCCCGGAUACAGAAAAAUGUCAAUGAAUGAGGCAGAUAAAGCAAUGGCUGGGGAAAAAGGCAUGGUUGUGGCAUCGAUGACGUCGAGGCUGCAAGUUCUACCAAGUGUGGAUCACGAGUCAGAUAAUUAUGAAGACAUGCAAUUGGAAUUCAGUCCCUUCUUGUUCAGUUCACUGGAGCGUUAUCUUCCACCCACUCUCCUCAAUUUAUCGCGUCAUGACAAGGCUCAAUACAUGCGUCAAAUUCUUCUCCGUUACUUCCCUACUGCCGACCGCAUUCGUCAGGUCCAGAAGCACAGAGAAUACCGACAAAAUAUUAUAUCAAACUAUCAGCCUCUACACAGGGAACUAUAUACCAUGCAUGCUUCAAGUUUCUUUGUGCCAUCAUUUCUUAAGGCAGUCAAUGAGAACACAGAGAAAAGUUUUCGAAGCAUAAUGUCUGAACCUUGUACAGGAGUUUUGACAUUUGAAAUGCUUCAACCACGAUUUUGUGAGAUGUUGCUGGCUGAGGUAGAGAACUUUGAAAAGUGGGUUCGUGAGACAAAAUUCAGAGUCAUGCGUCCCAAUACGAUGAACAAAUUUGGUGCCGUUCUCGAUGAUUUUGGCCUGGAAACCAUGCUUGACAAGUUGAUGGAAGAUUUCAUACGUCCUAUUUCAAGAGUUUUCUUUUCUGAAGUUGGUGGAUCCACACUUGACAGUCAUCAUGGUUUUGUUGUCGAAUAUGGGAUGGAUAGAGAUGUUGACUUAGGUUUCCAUGUCGAUGACUCCGAAGUCACUUUGAAUGUGUGCUUGGGUAAGCAAUUUUCUGGUGGAGAAUUAUUCUUCCGUGGUGUGCGAUGCGAGAAACAUGUAAAUGCUGAAACACAACCAGAGGAGAUCUUUGAUUAUGCUCAUGUAGCGGGGCGUGCUGUUCUUCAUCAUGGUCAACACCGGCAUGGUGCUAGAGCAACAACAUCUGGGCAUAGGAUCAACUUAUUGCUAUGGUGCAGAAGUUCCGUUUUUAGAGAGCUGAGGAAGCACCAGAAAGAUUUAUGUAGCUGGUGUACGGAGUGUCAACGCAAGAAGAAAGAAAGGCAACAGCAGUCUGUUGCUGCUAUUAAAUUGGAGUUACUGAGAAGAGGAGAAGCUACUACGUAGCUGUUUAGUAACUUUUUAGUUCCAACUUUUACCCUCCUCAAUAUGGCACCUCAUAAGGCAAAAUCGAUUUCUUGUACAAACUGAUAUAUGAAGGGUUAGGAUUUUACCGUUUCCGAUAUAUGACGGUGCAACAAUUUCAAGUAGGUACCAUGUUUUUCUUCCAUCUUGGACAACAUAUGGAAUCAAUACAAAUUUGGUUAUGGUAUGCUAAUUUUCUGUA
This is a messenger RNA of Lycium barbarum (goji berry), 1478 nucleotides long. RefSeq names its product 2-oxoglutarate and iron-dependent oxygenase domain-containing protein CP2-like. The record is from RefSeq and is a predicted model, not a curated record. Bases 140 to 1258 code for a protein of 372 amino acids. The transcript has 9 exons. Gene Ontology annotation, molecular function: iron ion binding; oxidoreductase activity, acting on paired donors, with incorporation or reduction of molecular oxygen; L-ascorbic acid binding. NCBI's taxonomy places the organism in Eukaryota, Viridiplantae, Streptophyta, Magnoliopsida, Solanales, Solanaceae.